Salvelinus namaycush (lake trout) is the source of this 1029-nucleotide messenger RNA. RefSeq names its product G-protein coupled receptor 183-like. NCBI's taxonomy places the organism in Eukaryota, Metazoa, Chordata, Actinopteri, Salmoniformes, Salmonidae. Gene Ontology annotation, biological process: G protein-coupled receptor signaling pathway. Gene Ontology annotation, molecular function: oxysterol binding; G protein-coupled receptor activity. The transcript has 3 exons. The record is from RefSeq and is a predicted model, not a curated record. The coding region runs from base 1 to 957 and encodes 318 amino acids. Gene Ontology annotation, cellular component: membrane.
AUGCUUAGUAACAGGAAGUGUAAAUCUGAAGCACAGCAGAUGAGGGUUUGGGUGAAGAUAGUCUCUCUGCCUCUAGGUUUCCACUGGCCCCUUGGGGAGACCCUGUGUCGGGUCACCGCCCUUCUGUUCUACGUCAACACCUACGCAGGGGUCAACUUCAUGACCUGCCUGGCCGUAGACCGCUUCGUAGCCGUGGUUCUCCCUCUACGUUACACCAGGCUCUGCCGGGCCCGGACCAUCCGCUACGUCUGCAUAGGGGUGUGGGUUCUAGUCCUGGUCCAGACGUUACCCCUCCUUUCCGUGACCAUGACCCGGGCCGAGCCGGACGGGACCACCACCUGCAUGGAGUACCCCAACUUUGAGAACGGGGCCGUGGAGGGACUCCCCUACGUCCUCAUUGGAGCCGUCGUCAUGGGAUACGGCGUUCCCGUUGCAACCAUCCUGUGUUGCUACUUGGUGUUGCUUUGGAAGCUGCGUGUGGUGACGAGAAGUGGGGUCGGUGGGCGAGGUCACAGGUCAUUGAGGAGCCAGAAGGCGACGGGGGUGAUAGCAGGGGUAGUGUUGGUGUUUGUAGUGUGUUUCAGUCCCUAUCACAUCAACAUCCUGCAGUAUAUGAUCCGAAAGCUGAGAUACACACCAGACUGUACCGAGCUACAGGCCUUUCAGGUAUCUCUACACUUCACUGUGUGUCUCAUGAACCUCAACUGCUGCCUGGACCCCUUUGUCUACUUCUUUGCCUGUAAGGGUUACAAGAGGAGGGUGAUGAAGAUGUUGAAGGUUCAGGUCAGCGCCUCUUUCUCCAGCGUGGUCCGAACCGGGGAGGACACCCCCUUCAAAUGGGGGGGGAACCAGGACGGGAGGAGCAGGCUGGGUAGCCGCACAGUUUGUCCUGUUGCUUUAGAUAAUGUUACCAAUACCAUUCCUGGGCCAGAGAUUGAGACAGGAGCCGGAGACUGAGACUGAGACAGGAGCCGGAGACUGAGACAGGAGCCACAUCCAACCAACUACCCCUGAGACAGGAGCCACAUC